Messenger RNA from Centruroides sculpturatus (bark scorpion), 842 nucleotides. RefSeq lists its product as uncharacterized. NCBI's taxonomy places the organism in Eukaryota, Metazoa, Arthropoda, Arachnida, Scorpiones, Buthidae. Bases 176 to 610 code for a protein of 144 amino acids. The transcript is spliced from 6 exons. The record is from RefSeq and is a predicted model, not a curated record.
UUCAUAUGGAAUAGUAUAUAAAGAAUUCGAACACACGCGAAUAUAAAUUUUUAUGCAGCUUUACUUUAACGACGCAUAAGAACUUUACUUUAUAAAAUCUAACGUUCAGUAUAUUUUAAUAGAUUAUUAGAAGGUGUUAAACUAUAUAUAUAAGCACAUAAAUCUACCAAACGAAAUGAAAACAUCAAUGAAUAUGACGUUUAUGCUAAUGUUAUUCAUAUUUACUAUUGUUUUUCCUUCAAUUGAAUCUUUUCAACUGUAUCAACAAAGUUCAGGUGUUAGACCUGCGAAUCCAUAUGAACAUGCCUCAAGAUUUCUGGAUUGUUUUUGUGCACUGAGUUGUGACGGAAGAAGAAACUUUCAGUCUUGCGUGAGACAAAAUGGAUUCGAAAUUGUUCUGGAAUUCGCUAAAAACUGUGCUCAACAAAUACAAUUUUAUCCAACUAAAGAAGAGGUCGAUGAUUUCCUUUGUAAUAAUCUGCGGUCAUGUCCACAAGAAUAUAAGCAAUUUAUCAUAUGUCUUGGUUCAGCUGACUAUACUUACAGUUUGAACUUUCCAAGUACUUAUAAGGUUGUCGAUUCGUGCCUGGCGAAUGCAGACAGAUGUUAAGAAAAAUCACUUCCUUCAAUUUAUCUUUAUUAACAAUUUAAUUAAAAAUUAUAUUAAGCUGAUUUUAUUAUUAUUAUAUUCAUAACAAAUUGGUAUAUUUAUUUAAAUUGGUAUAUAAAAUUGGUUGGUGUAUUAAUUUACAUUUUAAGUUCUAAAUUGAUUCAAAUUGUAGAAUUGUAUUCAAUUUCUGAUGAUUCAUGAUUUGCUUAAAUAAAGCAUUUUAAUAACUUGA